UCCCUUCACGCCCCCACGUAAACCCCCCUCAAAUCCGAGUCCUCAAUUUUGAACCUUCUCAUUUGGACCCCUAAUUGUUCUUCAAUUUUCACUCGCUCUCAGUUUUCAGCUGUAGUCUCUUCAAUCUACAUUUCACCCUUCCCCAAAUUCUUUCAUCCUUUAACUGCCCAACCUUCAAUCGCAGCCUGCUUCUAAGUUUGUUCGCGAUUCAUUUCCGUGAGCCUGUAAUGGUGAUUCGAUGUUUAUAACCCUUGUUUUGUUCAUUACUAGGAGCCUCCAAUCUUGCAAAUAUGCGGCUGUAUUACGGAGCCAAAGAGAUUCUAAAGAUUCAAAAAUUUCGCAGAAUUGUGUCCUAUACUGGAUUCUAUCUUUUCGCUUCUGUUUUGAGCUACGCUUAUACAAGCAAUACAACUAGAGCUGGGUAUUCUCGAGGGGAUCAAUUUUAUGCUUCUUACCCUGCUGGUACAGAGCUCUUGACAGACACCACAAAGUUGUAUAAAGCUGCUCUUGGUAAUUGCUUUGAAUUAGAGGAAUGGGGUCCAAUUGAAUUUUGCAUCAUGGCUAAACAUUUUGAUCGUCAAGGAAAAUCGCCUUAUGCAUAUCAUUCUCAAUACAUGGCACAUCUUCUGUCUCAUGGACAACUUGAUGGAAGUGGGUAGGAUAGCAUCAAAUCAACCAAUACCCGAAGAGCUUGACCUUGUUUGUUGGUACGAGCUGAGACUACACACCUCAAUACUUGUGAAUUUUGAGUAUUGGGUUUCUAAAUGACUGACUAAAGGAUAGCUCAGUUAGUUAGGUUACUAAUAACCUCAUUUAUGAGGGUCAUAGGUUUAAAUCUUCACCACUUUAUUUGAAUUGUAUUAUUCUUUAAAUAUAUUUACAGCCAUUACUCUGGACUGUUUGUUACCUUCUCUUAUACUAGAAUGUGCUAUUGAUAUUCAAUAAGACUGAUGUCCACCUCUUCAACUGUUCCUAUUUUUUAUGAAUAUAAAUACUUUUCUGGGAUCUAUUUUA
Messenger RNA from Cucumis sativus (cucumber), 1014 nucleotides. RefSeq lists its product as uncharacterized. The record is from RefSeq and is a predicted model, not a curated record. The transcript is spliced from 4 exons. NCBI's taxonomy places the organism in Eukaryota, Viridiplantae, Streptophyta, Magnoliopsida, Cucurbitales, Cucurbitaceae. The coding region runs from base 291 to 659 and encodes 122 amino acids.